GAAAUACCUGGUAGUGUAACAUCCAAAGAAAUUUUUGGUAUAUUUGGUAUCAUCCACUUAAUUUCUUGUCCAUAUCUUAUUAUCAUUACUGGAAGAAGUCGCAUUGGUGAUAUUAAUGGAGAGACUAUUUGGAAAAUAAACAAAUUAGAGGUGCUAUCGUUUAGAAGAGGGACCUAUCAUUUAAAUGAAGAGCAGCAAAAUAUAAACAAGCAUUACGUCUCUCUACUCGAAUAUGCAUGCAGCAUGGAGGGUCUUUACUUUUCAUACACUUACGAUAUUACACACACAUUACAACGCCUUCAAAAGACCAGCCCAGAAUUUAAAAGUAUGGCUUUAUAUGAAAGGGCUGACCAUAGAUUUGUUUGGAAUCUCCACGCUCUAAGAGAUCUAAUGGCACAACCUGAUCUACAACAAUAUAUCUUACCUGUUAUGUGUGGCUUUGUAUUUAUUAAAACAUGCACUAUAAAAAGAUACUCUGUCGACAUGAUAUUAAUAUCAAGGAGGAACAUUUUUAGAGUUGGAACGCGGUAUUUCACCCGUGGAAUCGAUGAGGAUGGUAAUGUUGCAAACAAUGUUGAGACUGAACAGGCUAUUAUCUACAAUGGCAAUAAAUCAUCAUUUGUUCAAAUUCGCGGAUCUAUUCCUUUAUUCUGGAAACAAAGGCCUAAUCUGAAAUAUAAGCUAAAACCAGAAGUGAUGGCUGACGCUGAUCACGUAUGUCCUGCCAGUCGUCACUUUGAUCAGCAAAUUCUUCAAUACGGUCAUCAAACUUUAAUUGAUUUGAUUAAUCAAACAGGCAGCGAACAGUCUCUGGGUAUCGCUUACAAAGGAGUUGUUGAACAAAUCAAUUAUAAAGAAGUGAGGUACGAGGCAUUCGAUUUUCAUCAUGAGUGUAAGAAUAUGAAAUAUGAAAAGCUUUCAAUACUAUUAGAUCGCUUGGAGAGCGAUCGAGUUCGAUAUGGUUAUUUUAUGGUUCGAAAUGAUGGAUCAGUUGUUAGCGCUCAAACAGGGGCAUUCAGAACUAAUUGCAUUGAUUGUCUGGACAGAACUAACGUAGUACAAAGUAUGUUAGCGCAUCUUUCUGUUCAAGAUCAACUACAGCGACUGGGGAUCUUAAGUAGCGGAGAGAAAUUGUCUGAUCAGAAAGAAUUUCAAAACGUUUAUAUGAACGCCUGGGCGGACAAUGCAAAUACUGUUAGUACCCAAUACAGUGGAACUGGAGCUUUAAAAACAGACUUUACUCGAACUGGAAAACGUACAGUUGCUGGAGCGUUCAAUGAUUUCGUUAAUUCUGCUACAAGAUAUUAUAAGAAUAAUUUUACAGAUGGAUUUAGACUAGAUUCUUUAGCAUUACUUCUAGGUACUUAUAAUGUGAAUGUAAGAGAAGGCAUUGAUUUCCCCUCCCCAUUGAAGAAGGGACAAAGACGUAGACUUUUGCCUUUGAUAAUACUAUUUUGCCUUUCCAUGCUAAUGAUAUCGCUGGUUAUUCCGGAAACAAACUUACAAUUACAAUUUGGUUACGUCCUUUUUUGGGGUGUUGGCGUUUUGGUUACAUUGGGCUUCAUGUUUCGUAGUGGAACUGAUUUUGUAAACAUGCCUUCUCUUGUUUCGGUGUAA
Molecule: messenger RNA, 1617 nt
Organism: Trichoplax adhaerens
Lineage: Eukaryota; Metazoa; Placozoa; Uniplacotomia; Trichoplacea; Trichoplacidae
Exons: 18
Biological process (GO): phosphatidylinositol dephosphorylation
Cellular component (GO): endoplasmic reticulum
Molecular function (GO): phosphatidylinositol-4-phosphate phosphatase activity
Source: RefSeq, a predicted model, not a curated record